AAUUAGGUCUUUAAAAAUACUGUAGAAUUGGCUUCCGCUCUCCCCCCCGCAUCUCUCUGUCUGCGCCAUCUCCCGUGCUGCUCCCCGCUCACCACGCGCACGCCCUCGCCCCCGUCCCCCGCCCGCUCGCGGCUCGUCCAGAUUCCCUCGCCGGGGGGCCAGCCUCGAGACCUUGCUCCGAUGAGCUCGGAGGCCGUGGCGGCCUCGGAUCCGGGGGGUGGCAAGCCGAAGCUGGUGGCGGGUGCUGACGUGGCGAUGGCAGAGGCCGCGGAGGAGGUGGUGCCUGCUCCCACCGCCGAGGUGAAGGUGGAGGGGAAGGUUCGGGUGGUGGAGAGCGAUGAGGCUGCGGCGAUGGAUGUUGAGCAGGAAGGGGGCGAGGUGACGGCGGUGAGCGAUUCGCUUUACGCGACGGAGUCGGCUGGUAUGGUUACUGAAGAAGGGCGCGGAGACGAGCCGUUGGAGGGCGCGGAUGGGGUGAACGGAGGAGCAGGUGGUCAGGAGACGGUGCAAGCGGGAGCUGGAGGUCUGCAGAAUGAGGCGGAGAGGAAGCCGGUCCCGGUUGAAGACGUAGUUGCGCCUGCUGCUGCUGGUCAAGCGGUGAAAGCAGCUGGUUCUGCCACUCUUGAACAUGCUGAAGCCGAAUCCAAAAAACUUGAAGAAAAUUGUGUAAAUGCAGACCCUGGGAGAGAAAAUAAAGAAAGGGAUAAUGGUGUAGCACAUUGUGAUACGGAAAUACAGAAUAAUGUGCCUGGUGAUGUCGAGGGAAGCUCCAAGAUCCAUGAAGAUGUCGGGGCACCUGCAGUUGACCAACCGGAUGAUAGAUCUGAAAUGCUCCUGCAAACAGGGGAGCAGGUACCUGGCAGUGGAAAUAAUCCCAGCGGUAAUGAGGUUGCUAGUCCAGGAAAUGUUGAUCAGUGUGCUAGGUACUGUCUGCCUCUGCUUGAUAAAGGUGGUUUUCGAGUUUCUGAUCUUGUCUGGGGCAAAGUAAAAAGUCAUCCUUGGUGGCCUGGUGAAAUUUUUUAUCAGUCAGAUGCAUCCGAGUUGGCGCUGAAGCACCAGAAAAAGGGCAGCCAUUUGGUAGCGUAUUUUGGUGACAAUACUUUUGCUUGGUGCGAUGAAUCCCAGUUGAAGCCUUUCGUGACAAACUAUUCACAAAUGGAGAAACAGAGCAGCUCAGAUGCUUUUGUUGGCUCAGUUAAUAAUGCACUUGAAGAACUCUCGAGGCGUAUACUGUCAGGUAUGAGCUGUUCUUGUUUGCCAGAGGAGCUUUCUGAUAGCGGCAUGUCCUAUACGGUCGAGAACGCUGGGCUCAAGGAUGGAGUUACCUGCUCUGCAGUUAAUCGGUCUGAGAUCUUAAAAUGUUUCAGUCCUGAGAACCUCCUUCAUUAUAUUAAGGAGUUGGCUCUAUUUCCUGGCCAAGGGGGUGACCUGUUGGAGUUAGUGAUAGCAUGUUCUCAACUUACUUCUUUCUAUCGAUCUAAGGGAUGCUCUGAACUUGCAUCAUUUCAAACUGGCAGUGCGUGGGUUGAGGAUGGCAUGGACACUCCGUCCACCCAUAAUGUAAUGGUUGAGGAAGCUGUCAUUAAUGAAGUGCAUCCUACUCAUGAUAAGCCCAAAAGGGGCAGGGGGAGACCUCGUAAACAAAAACCUGAGGACUACCAAGCGGUGAUGGAGAAAAAAGGCACAUCUAAUCAGGCCAAUGAUACUACUUGUGAUGAAAAACAAAUGGUUAUGGACUUUGAUGAUUUUGACAACUUACAGAAGAAGAAGAAAAGAAGCUUUGACUCAUUUGAAGAUUCAGAGAAUUCUACAACUCCAACUGGUGGUAUUUCUUUCAAGAUUGGUGAGUGCAUUCGGCGAGCUGCAAGCCAGCUGACAGGAUCGUCCUCCAUUGUGAAGGCUCAGACUGAACCAACAGUUUAUAAGAACACUGCUGAAGCAGAGAAUGGAGAAUUUGAUAUCUCUAGCGAUGAUGCUGUUGAUGAACUUACUGUGUUGAACCGGGCAAAAAGGAGACGCAUGCACAGGAACCACACUGCGGAUCCCCAGGAAUUGUUGUCACAGCUAUGCUUAGUUGCCACAGAGCCAAUGAAUAGUUAUAAUUUUUUGGCGAUGAUAAUCAGUUACUACAGUGAUUACAGAAACUAUGUUGUUUCUACUACUACUGAAGCAAGCGUUGUUGAAAAAACUGCAUCAAAGAGGGGGAGGAAGAGGAAGGUUUUACCUUCUCCUGAGGUAGAAACAACUGAUCAUAUGCAGGACUCCUACUGGUCCGGAUUGAGCUUACAUAAUCACCCCAUUCACAAUCUCAGAAAAGAAAGUUCCACCACGAGGCCAAGACGUAGACGGAGAUCAUCACAAGAGACAUAUGUUCCUUUGCAGGAACUUGGAGCUUCAGGUCCCAAGAAACAGAUACAAGUGAUAGAAAGAUCAAUUAUCCAUGUCGAUGAAAAGAUGGUUGAUGAGUUCAAGCCCACUGCACUUGUUUUGAGCUUUGGCAGGUCGGCUGCUGUUCCUUCAGUAAUGGAUCUAAUUAAGAUGUUCAGUCGCUAUGGACCACUAAAAGAAACCGAGACUGAAGUGCAGAAGGACACAAAUACUGUUAAAGUUGUCUUCAAGAAACGUACUGAUGCUGAAAGAGCUUUCAGUGUUGCUGGCAAGUAUGGCACCUUUGGACCUUCGCUUCGUAGCUACCGUCUUGUGAAUAUGCCGUUUUCUCUAGGCAAGUCAGAAGUGAAUAAUCCUGAGAAACACACUGAAGAUUGUGGCCCAGAGGUUUAUGGUCUGAGUGAAUCUAAAGUUUCCCUGGAUGCUAUGCAAAUUGACCGGGUUGACCAAACUGAGAAAUUAGAAGUUGUGGGAGAACCGUCAGUUGAACAAGUUGCCGCCAAGCAAACAUCUCAAGUGGAAGCUUCAGACAAGACAUCGGUCAAUCAAGCAGACGAUGUUGAGAAAACUGAACACAUUGAUGCUGAGCUGACUGGUCAUGCUGAACAAUUUGGAUCAGGUGCACAAGCUGAAUCUGUGGCUGAAGGGUCGUCUGAGCAAGUUAGCACUGUUGAGCAAGCUUUCACUCAGAAGGAAGCAUCAGUCGAAGGUCUAUUGGAGAUUACCCAGUCUGUAGCUGCGACUGGUGCAUCAAAUGAAGGUAUGAUUGAGCAAACUGUUCAAGUGGAAGCUGUAACUGAAGCAUCAGGUGGACAAAUUGAGGUGGGAAAACAAACUCCGCAAGCUGAAUCUAUGACUGACGCAACUACUGGGCACUCGAUCAUGGUUAAGGAAACUGUGGAGUCAAAUGUUGAAUUAUCAGUCGAGGAAAAUAUGGAAAAUAAUGCUGCUGCUGUAGGACUAGUUGAGGAGACUGCAGAAGGUGAAACUAUAGCAGAAGCAUCAGAUGAGAAAAUAGAAAAUAAAGCUGGGGAGACCAGAGAAGGUGAAAUUGAAAUUGAAAUUGAAGUUGAGGCACUGGAUGAGAAAAAAGAAAAUAAAGCUGUUGCUGAAUCAAUAACUGGGGACACUGCAGAAGGUGGAAGUGCUGCUGAAGCACCACUUGAGGAAACUAGAACAGCUGAGGGAACUGCAGACGAUGUUGAGGCACUAGAUGAGAAAACUGUAGAUGAUGUUGAAGCACAAGAUGAGAAAACUACAGCAGCUGAGAAAACCGUAGAUGAUGCCACGGUUGAGAUACCAGAUGAAAAACCUACUACAGGCGAGAAAACUGUGGACGAUGCCAUGGUUGAGAUACCAGAUGAGAAAACCGUAGAGGAUGUCACUGUUGAAGCACUUGAUGAGAAAGCUAGAGCACCUGAGAAGACUAUAGAGGAAACCACGGUUGAGGCACCGGAUGAAAAACCUACUACAGCCGAGAAAACUGUGGAGGAUGUCAUGGUUGGGAAACCAGAUGAGACAACUGUGGAGGAUUCCACUGUUGAAACACCAGAUGAGAAAGCUAGAGCACCUGAGAAGACUAUAGAUGAUACCAUGGUUGACGCACCAGAUGAAAAGCCUACUACAACCGAGAAAUCUGUGGAGGAUGCCAUGGUUGAGAAACCAGAUGAGACAACCGUAGAGGAUGUCACUGUUGAAACAACAGAUGAGAAAGCUAGAGCACCUGAGAAGACCAUAGAGGAAACCACGGUUGAGGCACCAGAUGAAAAACCAACUACAGCCGAGAAAACUGUGGAGGAUGCCAUGGUUGAGAAACCAGAUGAGACAACUGUGGAGGAUUCCAUGGUUGAGAAACCAGAUGAGACAACUGUGGAGGAUUCCACUGUUGAAACACCAGAUGAGAAAGCUAGAGCACCUGAGAAGACUAUAGAUGAUACCACGGUUGAUGCACCAGAUGAAAAACCUACUACAACCAAGGAAUCUGUGGAGGAUGCCAUGGUUGAGAAACCAGAUGAGACAACUGUGGAGGAUUCCACUGUUGAAACACCAGAUGAGAAAGCUAGAGCACCUGAGAAGACUAUAGAGGAAACCACGGUUGAGGCACCAGAUGGAAAACCUACUACAGCUGAGAAAAUUGUGGAGGAUGCUAUGGUUGGGAAACCAGAUGAGACAACUGUGGAGGAUUCCACUAUUGAAACACCAGAUGAGAAAGCUAGAGCACCUGAGAAGACUAUAGAUGAUACCACGGUUGACCCACCAGAUGAAAAACCUACUACAACCGAGAAAUCUGUGGAGGAUGCCAUGGUUGAGAAACCAGAUGAGACAACUGUGGAGGAUUCCACUGUUGAAAUACCAGAUGAGAAAGCUAGAGCACCUGAGAAGACUAUAGAGGAAACCACGGUUGAGGCACCCGAUGAAAAACCAACUACAGCCGAGAAAACUGUGGAGGAUUCCACUGUUGAAAGACCAGAUGAGAAAGCUAGAGCAUCUGAGAAGACUAUAGAGGAAACAACAGUUGGGGCCCCAGAUGUACAAGCAGACAAGUGAGCAAACCGGCUAGCUUAUGUUGCAUUGAUGCAAGUUUCUGUUGAUACUGGGGUAGUCUGCUCAACUGAUUCUCUCAUCUAGAUAGCGUGGUCUGUACAGAAAAAAAGGGGAGCCCACUCUAGCAUCAUAAUGCUAUUAGUUUUUAGUAACUAGGGGAGUUACAUCUUUGCCCUUGCCUUUGAUAUGAACUUCAUCUAGUCGUAUCGGAUGCACACGUGUAGUUUAUCAUAAAUGGAGUUUCUUCCUAUACCUUGGUGCCGCAGUUGGAGGAUCAGCCUCUGGGGUUAAGAUCUUGAAUCAGAUAGGGGAAGCCAUGUUCAUUCCAACAUUUCAUGGUCAGGCUUGGGAGUCUUUGUUCAAUCUACUGGAAUCUGAAGAUUCUUGUACCAUUUGUGAUUUGUAAACUAACUGUUCUGGAGUUUAUUCCUUUACCAUAUCACGUAGGUUUGUUAGGUGAAUUCUGUCUGCUCAUUGAUUGGUCAUUAAAUCUUAGUUCCCCUUGUGCGAU
Messenger RNA from Phragmites australis (common reed), 5443 nucleotides. Its product is annotated as PWWP domain-containing protein 3-like. Lineage: Eukaryota; Viridiplantae; Streptophyta; Magnoliopsida; Poales; Poaceae. The record is from RefSeq and is a predicted model, not a curated record. The transcript has 4 exons. The coding region runs from base 181 to 4935 and encodes 1584 amino acids.